Messenger RNA from Purpureocillium lilacinum, 954 nucleotides. Lineage: Eukaryota; Fungi; Ascomycota; Sordariomycetes; Hypocreales; Ophiocordycipitaceae. The record is from RefSeq and is a predicted model, not a curated record.
AUGGCCACGCGUCCCGCUGGCAAGGCGGGCUCUUGGUAUCCACGUGCGCUGGACGACCUCGAGGGCCAGCUCAACGGAUACCUCGCCAAGGUCCCCGAGAACGUCGAUGGCUCCCUGCCUGCCUGCCUCUCCAGGCACGCUGGCUACGAUUACUCGGGCGACUGCGCGGCUUGGGCAUACAGCUGCCUGGAUCUUAGCAAAGCGAAGCGCGUCUUCGUUCUCGGUCCUUCGCACAGGUACUACUUGGAGGGCUGCGCCGUCACCACAUUCGCCAAGUAUGCCACGCCAUACGGGGACUUUACCGUGGACAGGGACAUUAUCCAGCGCGUCAAGGAAGCGGGGGACAUGGCCGACAUCCCCCGAUCCAAGGACUCCGAGGAGCAUUCGCUCGAGAUGCACCUGCCAUACCUCUGGAAGCGCUGCGAAAAGACGUUUGGCUCCCCCGACAAGUUUCCAACCAUCGUGCCUAUUCUCAUCGGCGACAAUAACCGCGCCGAAGAAAAGGACGUAGGCCGGGUCCUCGCCUCAUACCUCAAGGACCCCGAAAACGCCUUCGUCAUCAGCUCCGACUUCUGCCACUGGGGCGACCACUUCAGCUACCAGCCAUACUCGCCGACCAACGACAUCACAAAGCUCACCAUGCUGCGCUGGCGCGACUCGACUCCCGCGGGGCCGCCGAUCCACGAGACGAUACGCCUGCUCGACGAGGCUGCCAUGGACGCGGUCAAGAGCGGCAGGCACGACGCCUUUGUCGACAACCUGCGCCUGACCGGCAACACCGUGUGUGGCAGGCAUCCGAUCGGCGUCGCGAUGGCGGCCCUAGAGCUCAUUGCGAAGGAGACAAACGACAGCAGCAAAUACCGCUUCAAAAUUGUGCGGUAUGACCGGAGCAGCCUGGUAAAAAGCGCCAACGACUCCAGCGUCAGCUACGUGUCUGCGUAUGCCGUGCUGUAG